Messenger RNA from Vespula pensylvanica (western yellowjacket), 1803 nucleotides. It is a transcript of the gene Pex14, whose product is annotated as peroxisomal membrane protein PEX14. Gene Ontology annotation, cellular component: peroxisomal membrane; peroxisomal importomer complex. Gene Ontology annotation, molecular function: signaling receptor binding. The record is from RefSeq and is a predicted model, not a curated record. Bases 107 to 883 code for a protein of 258 amino acids. The transcript is spliced from 4 exons. Lineage: Eukaryota; Metazoa; Arthropoda; Insecta; Hymenoptera; Vespidae. Gene Ontology annotation, biological process: protein import into peroxisome matrix, docking.
CUCUCGUAAUUUGGUACCACUUACUCGUUACCAUAAAACACGAUUUCAAUACAGGAUAAUAAAUAUUACAAAGUUAUGCUAUGAACGUGAAUUAUUAUUUGACAGAAUGACGGGACAAGACAUAUCUGAUAUUAAUAAUUCUUGCCUGCGUGAAAAUUUAGUAAAAGCAGCAGUACAAUUUUUUCAACAUCCUAAAGUUUCAAGAACUCCAUUCAGUAAAAAGCAGGAAUUUCUUAAAAGGAAAGGUUUAACAGAAGAAGAAAUUAAAAGAGCUUGCGAGUUAGUUGGUAUUGAUAUUAAUGAGCAAAGGAAAUUUGAUAAUCAAAAUGAUUACACAGCAAUAUCAAUACCAGAUAGACCUCCUUAUCCGCACUUCCAAAUGCUAUCCUCUCAGUCCACAUUAUUACAAAAAAUUAAAGAAUUUUUUAACGUCACCGCUGUGAUUGGAGCUACGCUUUAUUGUGUUUAUUGGUUUUAUAAGGAAUUUAUUAAGCCAUUUUUAUAUGGUCGUAAGAAAAAAGAUAGUAUAACAGAUUCUGUUAAUGAACUGGAUAAGGCUAUCCAAAGUUCAAUAAAAGAAAUGAAAGAUUCAAUUUCGAAGGUAGAGAUUGAUGUGAAAAGAUUAUCGCAAAAUCAAUCGAUCGACAUAGCAAUACCACAACUUGUACAAGAACUGAAACAAGAACUAUCUAGUCUAAAAGCGCUUCUUCUGUCAAGAAAACAGUUUCCCAGUGCUCCAGCAUCUAUUCCAUCAUGGCAAUUAGGCACAAGUACAGUUCAAGAAAAAGCAACAGAAAGAGAAGAUGAUGCUGGAAGUGGAAGUAGCACUAAUAAUUCAGAUAGUUCUUUGGAAAUUGUACGAGACGAUCCACCUAAAGAUUAAAUAUAAAACAAAAAAAGAAAAUUAUUUACAACUUCCAUCAAUUCACUUUCUUCCGUCUUAACAGUUUUUAAAGUGCAUAAAAUAUAUUCUGUAACACAUUAUAAAAAGGACAAAAAUCUUGUUUUUAUUCUCAUUUAAUGUUUGUAAAAGUGUAGCCUGUAUAUAAAACUGAUACUAUAUUUUAUUAUACAAAGUUUACUAUCAAAAGAAAUAUUUAAAAUGAAUUUUACUUAUCAAUGAAGUAUUUUUUGUACAUUAAACUUUAUCCUAGGUCCGUUUUACUUACGGCUUUUUUAUUAAAAUAUUAAUAUGAGUAUCAAAACCAUAAGUGCUUAAUAUUGUUAUAAAAAAAAUACGUCUUGUUCAGUUUACAUUGAAAAAUAAUAAUAAUAAUAAUAAUAGUAAUAAUAAUAAUAAUAAUGAUGGUGAUAAUAAUAAUAAUAAUAAUAAUAAUAAUACAAAGAACGAAAUAAAGUUCGAAAGUGAAAAAAAUUAUUUUCUAUGCUGUAUGAAUAUGUAGAGUACAUACAUUGAAUAUGUAAUAUUUAUGUGCACACACGUGUGUUAUGUACAUGGAAAUAAUCUUUUUUGUGUAUACUAAUACAAUUUCGUUUCGUUAAAUAUUGUUUCUAUGUUUUUUAGCAAUGGCUAAUGUUGUUUUGAAACAUGUAAAAUCAUGUGAAUGUAUUAUAAAUCAAUGUAAACAAAUCCUUUAAUAUAUAAGGUAGUCAUUGUAAAGAUUAUCAAAAGAGUUAUUUAAUAAUACUUUAAGAGAAAAAUUUAAUUAAGAAGAGUUGAAUUAUGAUUAUGUAAUUAAUUUCAUGUUUCAAGCACCAAAAAAUGUAGAAAUACCUAUCAAAAACAUAGUUCCUCCUACAAAUUUUAAUAGAAUUAUGCAAUAAUUAUUAUUCACAUAGUUA